CAGACUUCCACGGGCGGCUGCUUUCCGGCAUUCCUUACUGCGUUUGCGACAGCGUUGCUAACUGGUCUACGGCGCUGUUUACGAUCGAAGAACUGUGAUCUAAACUGAAAACUGAAGGACGAAGUGGUAAAAUGAAGCAGUGAGGGUCCAAAGGUGUUCCUACAUCCCGUCUAGAAGGCGACACAAUGGCCAAUCAAUUGAGAGGUGAAGUAGUCAAAUUGUACAAGAGUCUGCUGUUUCUGGGACGGGAAUACCCCAAAGGUGCCAACUACUUCAGAGAUCGCCUGAAAACAGCAUUCAUGAAGAACAGAGAUGAGACAGAUCCUGAAAAGAUCAAACAGAUGAUUGCUCGUGGGGAGUUUGUGAUAAAGGAGCUGGAGGCCCUGUAUUAUCUGAGGAAAUAUAGAGCUCUCAAGAAACGGUACUAUGAGACAAACGAAUGACAGACCCUGAUGUACCUCUGUUCCUUGUCCAUGGCCUUUCCAAAAACUAUCAGUGUGCCACCAGUGUGGAGACAUCCGUCAGUGAUACCACUUUACUAUGCUGAUCUGUACCAUGUCCACAAAUGCCUUUUUCGGUUUUUCACGAGGCUAAUUACUUCAGAAUCUGGGAAACUUGGCUGAAAACAAGAGAAACUUAUCGUUGUUGCAUCAAAUGAACAUAAUCUGAGUUGCACUACGGGAAUGUUCUUAACCGUUGUUUUUUUUGUGUGAAAUUCUGUGAAACACUGAUGUGUUAAGCAACCAUUUGUAGAAUGUUACUGCCAACAUACUACUGAAAAUUUCCAUUUGAUACAAACUAGUUUGUGUUCUUUCAUUUUAAACAGGUGUAUAUACAUUUUACCAUCAUCCUGGACAGUUUCCUGAGCAUUACACUCACAGCAUAAGUGAUGGUAAAUCAGAAGCAACAUAGAGAAAACAUAGCCAGAUCCCCACCCUAUAAAAUGUAUAAUAUUUGAAAGGUUUCACAGACAGUUUCUUUCAGAACAGAAUAAAGUAUGAUCCUUAAUGUCAUCCAGAUAAGUGUGCAAGUAAGUCCAUUGGGGGAAAUGAUUGUAUUCAUAUUUUUUAAUAAAAGAUUCCCUCACUA
Molecule: messenger RNA, 1089 nt
Organism: Anguilla anguilla (European eel)
Lineage: Eukaryota; Metazoa; Chordata; Actinopteri; Anguilliformes; Anguillidae
Gene: lyrm5a
Product: LYR motif containing 5a
Exons: 3
Coding region: 186-443 (85 amino acids)
Biological process (GO): respiratory electron transport chain
Cellular component (GO): mitochondrion
Source: RefSeq, a predicted model, not a curated record